AUGCACGCCUCAUUCAAAGCCCUCGCUCUCCUCGCCGCCGUCGCCUCGGCGUCCGCGACGAGCUUCAAGCUCAAGGCGCACGUCACCGACUUCGAUCUCAGCCCGUCGCUCGAGGGCAAGGAGGUCACCGUUGAGAACGACACGGGCUACGCCUACCUCACCGCCCCCGGCUCCGGCGCGACGUUCACCGACGCGAACAACAGCAUCGACACCGAUGCUACGGGCCAGGAGUUCCACAUUCACAUCACGCCUGGCGGCACGGCCACCGUCCCCAGCGCCAACGUCGUCACGUUCGGCCCUACCCCGGGAACUCAGGGUGUCGCUGCCGCGAACGGCAAGCUCGCUUACGAGGAUGGGGUCUUCACCGCUUGCCCGGCGAGCGUGUUGCAGAAGGAGGGCGACAACGUUUUGAUCAGCUACAAAUUGGCGGGCCAGCGCACCCUCGCGGGCUGCGCGAAUGUUGAGCUGCAGGAGGCGUGA
Messenger RNA from Peniophora sp. CBMAI 1063, 480 nucleotides. The record is from the annotation of a GenBank genome assembly. NCBI's taxonomy places the organism in Eukaryota, Fungi, Basidiomycota, Agaricomycetes, Russulales, Peniophoraceae.